UAAGAGGUUUAUAGAGUCCUGUUCUCUGUCCUUCCUGAAGUCCCAUACUGUACUGUACAGGGCCAGACUGGAGAGACUGAUCGCAGCCAGGACGCAGCUCCUCACGCAACAUUGCAACAUCUUCUCUACUCUUUUCUUCUGUCUCUUGGUUCUCUGAGGGACACAGAGCCAGGGAGUUGGACAGGGACUGCAGCUCUCUCAGUCCCCUAGCAACCUACCUUCUCUACAGGUGAACCUCAGGACCUCUGCAUCCAUCAGCUCUCCAGAACCCGACCUAAUCCAGCAGAACUACCCCAUCUCACCCAAAAGGGUGACAGCAGAGUCAGCCAGAGAAAACAGGCUCUACUCUACCUCUACAGGUCAUUGAUCUCAGCCCAGCUUUCUGGUAACCAGUACUCAUCCCUCAGAAGGCUCCAUCGACCAUCCCUCUUCUCAGCCCAGCGCCACCUCUCAGAUAUGGGGAACCACGGCUCUAACCUGGAUGAUAUCCUGGCAGAGGAUAUGCACCACUGGUACAACAAGUUUAUGAAGGAGUCUCCGUCAGGACUCAUCACACUGUUCGAACUCAAGGGCAUGCUGGGUCUGCGGGGGAUGAACGAGAACGCUACCAGCUACGUGGACCAAGUCUUCUUCACCUUCGACAUGGACGGGGACGGGUACAUAGAUUUUGUAGAGUACAUCGCAGCCAUCAGUCUGAUGCUGAAGGGAGAAAUCAACCAGAAACUCAAGUGGUACUUCAAAUUGUUUGACCAGGACGGCAACGGGAAAAUCGACAAGGAUGAGUUGGAGACAAUAUUCACGGCAAUCCAGGACAUCACUAGGAACCAGGAUGUCACCCCAGAGGAGAUUGUGUCGCUCAUAUUCAAGAAGAUCGACAUCAACGGAGAGGGUGAGCUGACCCUAGAGGAGUUCAUUGAGGGGGCGAAGGGUCAUGACGACAUCAUGGAGAUGCUGAAGAAGAUGAUGGACCUCACGCCCGUACUCAUCAUCAUCGUCCAAGGAAUAGUAGUCUGAGAGAGGCCUGGCCAACCACUGCCAGAGCCACUAUGUACACCUGCGCCCGGGGAGAUAGAUGACAGAAAGACUUAAGUCCAUUAAAAACAUUUAUCCCACAAACUAAUAAUUGUGAGAUUUUCCGCACAAUGAACCCGAGGGAAUGCGUUACCUUAUGAAACAAAACUGUUGUUCCACAAUGAGGCUUCUAUGUCACACUGCCAGGUCUGGGGGUGGAGACAAUAUAGUCCGUACAUAGUGGAUCCUAGGAAGAGAAGCAGCUAACAGGGUUCCGAAUAACUAAUUAAUAAAUAGUCCCAGACUGCUGAAGACUGAGGCAUCCAGUCCUAUACUGCAGCCCACUAACCACCCACAGAUGACGGGAUGGAUGAAGGGAGGAAGACAUUGAGAGACCCUUUUUCAACACCAUCACAACAAAUAAACGGAAUGAAAGAGAACAUUUAAAGGGACAGCUAUGGAGAGCGGUAAAGAUACCAUCUUCACAUUCUACCUGUUUGUGUUUGCUCUCUGACCACUCAGCAAGAUGAAGACUUGGAUUCUGAGAGAGAGAGAAUUCUCUAUCAUAAAUCAUCACUAUAGGGCCAGGAGUUUUCCUGACCAUUUGACAAGGAGAUGCUUUGGGCUUUAAUUAUAGGCUAUGUUCAGGAGUCAGGUCACAUGGUCAGGUAAAGGUCUUGUGUCGAAUCAUCUCCUCUGUAGGUAUGACCAUAAACGGGCACAGAUAGAGACCCUAGGGGUUCUGAUGUGCCUGCCCCUUUUCCCUCCUUUCAAUUGGUGGAAUUACUUUGUUCUUUUUUUCCAGCCCUAUCCCCCUCUUGAGACACCAGGAGAGCCGAGAGCGUCAUGUUGCCAUUUUUAAAGUCACGCACCCUCCCCCCGUCCUUGACCUUUCCUUAAUAAGUCUAUAUAACACAGAAUCUUAUUAUCACAAACAGAAUUUGUGUUAUAAGAGGUUUUAAGAGGUCAUUUCUUGUCCCUGCCCCUCAUUCACCACCAGUCAUUCACACUCCGUCAGCCUGCCCAGCUGAUGGCCCAUCGAAACUGCACCUAAACUAUAUCGAAACUAAUUUCACACAUAUAAUAAUAGAAUUAGCCUAAAGACAAGAUUACAUUGACAAUAGUCUGAUGGGUGACAAUAUUAUCAAUUGUCAAAUUGUAUAUGAAGAGAUGGGCGCAUCUUGGAAUUGACACAGAGGCAGGGAGCGCUAAAAAGUCCCUUUUUCAAACCCUUCUGCAGAGUUACAUGCAUGUAAGAUGUUUUGAUGUCUAUGUAGUAUUAGAAAGAGCAGAUUCUGCAGUUUCUUAUACUAUUACCUUUGUCAAAUAAUGCUGCAAAUUUACUGUACAUACACAGUUUAUUAGGUACACCCAUCUAGUACUGGGUCGGGACCCGCCUUUGACUUCAGAAUAGCCUGAAUUCUUCGGGGAAUGAACUCCUCAAUUGUCCGGCGUUGGUGAUUGCGUGCCCACUGGAGACACUUCUUCUUGCUGGUAGGAAUGGAACCCGGUGUGGUCGUCUGCUGCAAUAGCCCAUCUGUGACGACCGACGAGUUGUGCAUUAGCCUACAAUGUGUGAUGUUGUUUUGUUGAAAAUGAAGGCCUAUGCAAAACAAUCAAUAAUGGUGAAUUUGGCAAAAGGAGAAGUAGAACACUUUGAAUUCAAAACCUGCUCCAUCAAAGGUCUGUGCACGACCCUGAUCACAAAUCAUGAAUCUCUAUUAUCAAUCUAGCCCCGUCUUUCAGGUCUUCGGUCUGUUAAGUUUGCUCGGUGCACACACACGUCUCUAUCAUAUCUAUCUCUAUCACUAUCUACUAAUCAUUGUAGUCAUCAUUGGGCUAGCUAGCAACAUGACUGAAGUAAAACAUCAGAAGUAGGCUUUCAAGAUCAUAUCAUGAUUUUCCAAACAUUUUGGAGGCAAAGUAGUCUUACUACAGUGUAUGAUUUACAUAUGAUGUGAAAGGUGUGACUACAGUGUGACUCUGUAGUUCAUUACUUCCUGUAUGUUUCUCAGUUAUCUGUAAUACCGUUUCCAGAGCCACUGUGGAAGGAACCAAGAAUUCCUUUCAUGACAAUUUCACAACAAUUUCAUUAUGGGAAUUCAAAUGAAUGCUGUAAGUAUUGUUUAAUUUGUCUUAAAUAUCAAAUCAAAUCAAAUGUAUUUAUAUAGCCCUUCGUACAUCAGCUGAUAUCUCAAAGUGCUGUACAGAAACCCAGCCUAAAACCCCAAACAGCAAGCAAUGCAGGUUUAGAAGCACA
Molecule: messenger RNA, 3271 nt
Organism: Oncorhynchus gorbuscha (pink salmon)
Lineage: Eukaryota; Metazoa; Chordata; Actinopteri; Salmoniformes; Salmonidae
Gene: guca1d
Product: guanylate cyclase activator 1d
Exons: 4
Coding region: 457-1014 (185 amino acids)
Molecular function (GO): calcium ion binding; calcium sensitive guanylate cyclase activator activity
Source: RefSeq, a predicted model, not a curated record